Messenger RNA from Aspergillus aculeatus ATCC 16872, 1647 nucleotides. RefSeq lists its product as uncharacterized. Lineage: Eukaryota; Fungi; Ascomycota; Eurotiomycetes; Eurotiales; Aspergillaceae. The coding region runs from base 250 to 1260 and encodes 336 amino acids. The transcript is spliced from 2 exons. The record is from RefSeq and is a predicted model, not a curated record.
GGUAACAGUUCGCACUGCUACAUAUUUCACUCCUUUUGUCUGUAUCCCAUGUCUUGCCUGAGAUCUUGAAGAGUGGCACUUUCCGGCUUGGAACUCUAUCGAAUCUUUAAAGUGGCUCCGCAACGAAGUCAUGAAGUUACCCCGUCAUACUAACCACCGACGGUGAAGCCCUCUUUGUUCGCAUCCUUGUCUGGGUUUUUUGACACUACCUCUGAUCAAACUCAUUUCUCUCUCAUCUGAAAAUUCAUCAUGAGUUUUCUCGAUUCUGUUCUCUCGUCCAUCGAGACGGGCAAACCGUCCCCAAUCCCUCAAGUCGCCUCCAACGUAUCGCCACCUGUCACUUCCUCUACUGCCAGAACCGAAGUACGCAAGACCAGUCUUGGACCACGGAAUGCUCCCCCAACAACAGAACGGAAACCCCUCACGCAGGGGAUAAAGCGCAAAGCCGAUGAGCCGCUGCCCCGUUCUUCAAAAUUGGCACCUCCAGUCCCUCUCAGAUCAAAUGCCACUAAGCCCACAGUCUCCGCAGCUGGAAAGGCACGUCCCAGCGCUCCCACAGCAGCCGUGGCGUCUGCCUCCACAAGUCGCUCAUCCACGCCUCAAAGAUCAGCGCAGGUGUCCUCGAAACCACCCCCCAAAGGCUCCUUUGCAGAUCUCAUGGCCAAAGCCAAGGCGCUACAAGAAAAGACCCCCACCCAGGUGGGUAUGUUCAAGCAUCAGGCUGCUGCUAAGGAGAAGCUUAGCAAGGUAGAACGAAAGAAACGAGCGACAGAAGCUCAAACCAAAGAGAAGGAGAGUCGGUCGGCUAAAAAGCCUGGUGCCACUACUACUGCAGCUGGAAGUGCCAAACCUGGCGUUACGAAGCCUGUGAAAAAGCGGGAGCCGGAAGAGCUCUCCUACAAAGGCACUUCGCGACCUACACCCCGUCCCGCACAACCCGGAUAUCGUGGAACAGCGGGCUUGCCGGCCAAGCGGAAUCCCAGUGACCUCAGGGCCCAGUCUCGGAACAAGCGGUCGAGAAUGGAUGAGUACUUGGGAACCGAUGAGGAAGACGAGGGUGACUAUGCCGACGACUACGAUGACUACGAUUCGGGAUCUUCCGAUAUGGAGGCCGGCUACGAUGCUAUGGAGGAGGAAGAGGCUGCUGCCCUGGCAGCAGCCAGGCGCGAGGAUGAGGAGGAAUGGAAUGCUGAACAGGCAGCCAAGCAGGCUAAAAUGGAACGCCUCAAGAAGCUCAAUGCGCUGGCUGCGCGUCGAUAAUGUGGUGGAAGCAUACAAUGGACGAACAAAGAUUUGACUACUAUGUGGUCUCCGUAUACAUAGGCGGACCCGCCCUGUCACUCCGUCAUUUUCCUAUGUGUUUUGUGAUUUUUUCCCUGGAAGCGGAGCAUCAGCGAGGAAUACCCCGAGGGUGCAUUACAUAUGUCGUUGCUGUUUUCUUUCUUUUCUUGCCCUUUUGCUGUCUUUGAAGUUGUUUCGAUGAGCAUCAGCGAGCAUCAAGGUGUCGAUAGAUGGAGUGUUGAAUCGUCUUCUUUCGAGUCACAUAUUUUUAUCAUAACUUCUAUAUACAAUCAUGGGGAGCGUCGCUGUUGUCUAGUUUGAGCUUCGAGCUUCAGGCCACACUUCAGGACCUGGACUCUGCAAUAG